Messenger RNA from Lentinula edodes (shiitake mushroom), 1035 nucleotides. RefSeq lists its product as uncharacterized. NCBI's taxonomy places the organism in Eukaryota, Fungi, Basidiomycota, Agaricomycetes, Agaricales, Omphalotaceae. The transcript has 5 exons. The coding region runs from base 1 to 1035 and encodes 344 amino acids. The record is from RefSeq and is a predicted model, not a curated record.
AUGAAGCAUACAACACGUCUGCUCCUCGCCGUUAUCGACCUCGCUUUAGGAAAUGUCAUCUCCGUAAGCGGUAAAGUUCAUGGAAAGCCGACACCAGCCGUUCAAGUCAACUCUGCGUCUGGGACCACCAUUGGAUCUGGAUACUGCGAGUAUUGGAUGACGAACGAAGAUAGUGGCAACUGCAUCCUCGCAGCAGAUGUCGGUUCAGACGGACAAGUUAACCUCCGUGAAGCGUAUGCAACUGGCGGAAUGGGUCUUCAUGGGAUCAACGGAGGGAAUACUGGCCCAGAUGGACUUUUUGGGCAAGGUCCUGUAGCUGUGAGCAAUGUGACGAACAUGCUCGUUGCGGUCAACCGGUUUUCCUUCAUUUCCAUCAACCCUUCUGACCCAAGCAAUCUUUCGCUGCGGAAAGUGGUGGCCAGUGGCCCACGUCAGUCACGUUCAACAAUGAACGGAGGCGAGGUUAAUGGCAUCAGCUGUUUUCCCGUACACCAAACUUCCGGGUUAACACCUCUGGCCGACACCGCCCGCUACCUCGGUAUCAACCAAACCACACCUGCUGCUGGACCCACGAACACCGUCAGCCAGAUCCUCUUUUCCUCUGACUCUUCAAAGCUUCUCGUGGCUUACUCUGGUACGACACCCACUGCCCCAGGAUAUCUUGGGUACUAUGACAUCGGUCUAUCUCCUUCUGGUGUUUUACCGUUCUCCAUCACAUCAGUUCUGGGCCAGGAAGCGUAUGCUUAUGUCGUCGCGGAUCCCGCGCUUGGUUUUGAAGUUUUCGAUCUCACUGGCGUGAACCAUUCGUCGGCUGCGGCGAUCAGUGGGCAGGGUGCGACCUGGUGCGACUUGCUGCAGGGAAGGAUUUUCGAGAUCGCGUUGAUCGAUAGUCUUAUCAGGUCCUAUCCCAAUCAAUCAGAUGCGGGAUUUUUAUCCCUGAGAAAUCCUGUGUAUGCCAUAGGAUUCCACAUGGCCAAACCGGGGCUAAACAAGCUCAUCCAGCUGAGCAAAUGUCGGAAGCAUGUUCGAACUUAG